Messenger RNA from Manihot esculenta (cassava), 4062 nucleotides. RefSeq lists its product as uncharacterized. The coding region runs from base 1 to 4062 and encodes 1353 amino acids. NCBI's taxonomy places the organism in Eukaryota, Viridiplantae, Streptophyta, Magnoliopsida, Malpighiales, Euphorbiaceae. Gene Ontology annotation, molecular function: zinc ion binding; nucleic acid binding. The record is from RefSeq and is a predicted model, not a curated record. The transcript has 8 exons.
AUGGAGAUCAUCCUCCUAGGGGAUCAAAGUCCAGAGGUUUCUGGUGAAAGUGCCCCUGUCCCUGUGAGGACUGAACCUGAGGGUUCUGAGGGCAUUCCAGCAAAGAUCGGAGGGAAAGGUGUUGCUGCUGACCCGUCAUUGCCUUCUCCUGGCAAUUCUCUAAAGACGUCGGGUAUUACAUCCGAGUCUCCGGCCAGUGCUGUUGCCGACCUUCUUAGGGAGCAAAUGUUUGGUGGAGCCACAGAGGCCUCGGAUCCACGCCUUCUUGCUCUGACCGGCCUUUUAUCCAGCUUUACCAAGGAGCAAGUGACGGGCCUCUUUAUGGAGGUGGAUAUCCGUGAUCGCUCCCUCCGGGAGUCCGUAGAUCACCGAAUUGAAGAGGCACGUCUGGAGGAGAAUAUAUCUGCCACCAGUGAUGCGAGGGGCAAUUUGGCAGCUGCUCGGGAGCAGAUCCAGUCCCUCCAGGUGGAAUUGCAUUCUGCGUUGGAGGCCCUCAAAAAGGCUGAAGAGAAAACAGCCGAGACGGCCAAGCAUACCUCGUCCUUAGAAGAUGAGUUGUCUCGGACUCGCAAUGUUCUCCAGGAGGCUGAUGAGAGGGCAGCUACCUUGGAGGCUGAUUUCGAAGGACUUCAGACUCAUCUGGAGGAAGUAAAGGCUCAGAGAGAGAUGGCCUUAGCUCGGGUGCAGGUCCUUGAGCAGGAGUUGAGCACAAGCUCUGACCGUAUCAGAGACUUGACUUCCUCGGCUGAAGAGACAAUGCCGCCCAAAGUAGGUAAUAGAAGUCGGGGCCGUGGUGUUCGUACAGCUAGAUUAGCUGAUAUUGGUCGACCUCCUAGGGAUCCUGCAGUUACACCUCCACCUCUUGAAGGGGUGGCAGAUCAUGAGUUAUCUGAGAGCAGAGAAGGACAUGGAGAUUCUGUUUCUCAUGCACCUGCAGUUGCACCUCCUGUCGCACCUGCAGCUCCACCUUUUGUUCCACCUGUAGCACUAGCCCAUCCUUUUCAAAUCAAUGCAGACCUGGGUGCUUUUGUGGCACAAGUAGUUACAGCAGCUGUUACAGCAGCUGUUACAGCUAAACCUAGAGAUCCAUGGGAGAUAGUGGAUCGUGCUAGACGUUUGGGAGCUUAUGAUUUUGAGGGCUCUUCUGAUGCUAACAUUGCAGAUAAAUGGUUAAAGAAAGUGGUAAAAGUGUUUGAAUUAAUGAAGCUGACUGAUGUAGAUAAGGUAGAUAAUGCAUAUGGUUUGCUUCAGGGUAAGGCUGAUGGUUGGUUUGAUGGCAUUCGUCGCAAACAUGGAGUCGGACUGACUUGGGAUCAAUUUAUAUAUGAAUUUCGCCAGGAGUAUUUAUCAGAAAGUUACAGGAAAGGGAAACAGGAUGCCUUUUUCAGGUUGUUUCAAGGAAGCCUCUCAAUAAGAGAGUAUGUUGACAAGUUUGAAGAUCUUUAUUGCUUUGUUUCAGACAUACUGCCUUCUGAGGAAGUUAAAUGUAAUAGAUUCAGACAAGGCCUAUAUGUCAAUAUCAGAUCUUCCAUGACCUGGUUCAGAGGUAAUAAUUUCAGAGAGUUGGUGGAAGCAGCUUUGAAUGUUGAGAAAGUUAAGCAAGAAGAGAACGAGUAUGAGCAAAGGAUGAGUAGAAAGCAUGUGCAGGGUUCACAGGGGUUCAGAGAAAGACCAGCUAAGAGAGGGAGCAGUUCAUUUCAGUCCCAAACUGAAUACAGAGGUAGUGGGAGAGGUUCUUUUGUUAACACAGAGCAGCAGACACGUGGGCAAGGAUAUAAUUCUGGGUUUGAGCAAAGGAAGAGACAUUUUCCUCAAUGUGCCACCGGUGGUAAAUAUCAUGCUAGGGAGUGCAGAAAAUUCGAUAAGGGUUGUUUUGAAUGUGUUUCUUCGGGGCAUUUUAAGAAAGAUUGUCCAUUGUUGAUAGCCAGAGACAGUGGUUCUCAGCAAGGGUCAGUGACACCUCAGAAUCUAAGGUAUGGUAUGACACCAUCACAGGGAGUACCUACGGCACAAGUUGGGCCUAGCACAAGCAAAGCCAGUGGAGCUACUUCAUCUUCUCAGUCUAGACCGACGAUGCAACCUGGUAGACCUCGCACUCAAGCCAGAGUCUUUGCUAUGACACAGCAGGAGGCACGAGCAUCUCCAGAGGUGGUGACUGGUAUGUUAACUAUUUUUGAUAAAGAUGUACACAUUCUUAUAGAUCCUGGUUCUACUCACUCUUUCAUAUCUCAAUCAUUCUCUAAGCAUGCUGAUAGAGAAUUAAAACCCUUAGACUGUGGAUUAGCUGUGAGUACUCCAGUUGGGGAUUCUGUUGUAUGUGAACAGGUGUAUAGGGAUUGUGUUGUUAAGUUGGGCAAUCAUGAGCUGUUAGUGGAUCUAAUUCCUUUGUGUCUACAAGAUCUGGAUGUCAUCCUAGGUAUGGACUGGUUAUCCCGUCAUUAUGCCACAAUAGAUUGCUUUGAGAAAUCAGUGGUAUUUAAUAGUCCAGAAGGGUCCAAGUUCACUUUCUUUGGGGAGAGGCGUUUACUUCCUUCUUAUGUGAUUUCCGCCAUGACCACCAGGAAGAUGCUUCGGAAGGGUUGUCAAGCAUAUUUAGCCUAUGUGGUGGACAGUAACCUAGAAGGACCUAAAUUGGAGGAUAUACCAGUAGUAAACGAGUUUCCUGAUGUAUUUCCUGAAGAACUUCCUGGGUUGCCUCCAGAUAGAGAGAUUGAAUUCUCUAUUGAUUUAAAUCCAGGUACAGCUCCUAUUUCUAUGGCACCAUAUAGAAUGGCCCCAAUAGAACUGAAGGAGUUAAAAGCACAAUUGCAGGAGCUACUUGAUAAAGGUUUCAUAAGACCCAGUGUUUCACCUUGGGGAGCCCCUGUGCUAUUUGUGAAGAAGAAGGAUGGUUCCUUAAGAUUGUGUAUUGACUACAGACAAUUGAAUCGAGUCACAGUGCGAAAUAAGUAUCCUUUACCCCGCAUUGAUGAUCUUUUUGAUCAAUUCCAAAGUGCUAAAGUAUUCUCUAAGAUUGAUUUGCGGUCUGGCUAUCAUCAAUUGAAGAUCAAGGAGUCUGAAAUACCCAAGACAGCCUUUAGAACUCGUUAUGGGCAUUAUGAGUUUCUCGUUAUGCCUUUCGGGGUGUUCAAGCCCUACUUGGAUAGCUUUGUUAUUGUGUUUAUUGAUGACAUCUUAGUAUAUUCCCGUAGCAAGGAAGAGCAUGAAAAGCAUUUACGGAUAGUACUGCAAAUUUUGAGGGAUAAGCAACUAUAUGCUAAAUUGAGCAAAUGUGAGUUCUGGCUUGAUCGGGUGGUUUUCUUGGGACAUGUUAUCUCAGCAGAUGGAGUUUUGGUUGAUCCUAAGAAGAUUGAAGCAGUAGUCAAUUGGGACCCUCCAACUAAUGUUACAGAGGUUAGAAGUUUUUUGGGUUUGGCAGGGUAUUAUCGUCGCUUUGUGCAGGAUUUCUCCAUCAUUGCAGCAUCAUUGACUAAACUCUUUCGAAAGAAUGCAAAGUUUGAAUGGACAAAUGAAUGUCAAGAGAGUUUCGAGAAACUUAAAACAUGUCUCACAUCAGCCCCAGUUCUUACCUUACCCUCAGGUACAGAUGGAUUUGUGGUGUAUAGUGAUGCUUCUCAUAAGGGUUUAGGCUGUGUACUCAUGCAACAUGGGAAGGUGAUAGCUUAUGCUUCUAGACAGCUUAGACCACAUGAAUUAAAUUAUCCCAUCCAUGAUCUGGAAUUAGCUGCAGUUGUGUUUGCAUUAAAGACAUGGAGGCAUUAUCUUUAUGGCGUGACUUGCCAGAUUUUUACAGACCACAAGAGUUUGAAGUAUCUUCUCACACAGAAGGAGUUGAAUUUAAGGCAGAGACAGUGGAUUGAGUUACUUAAGGACUACGAUUGUACUAUUGAAUAUCAUCCAGGUAAAGCUAAUGUGGUAGCUGAUGCCCUUAGUCGCAAGUCCUUUAGUAAUUUGGGGUAUCUUAAAACAGUUCGGCUUCCCUUGUUACUAGAGAUAAGAUCCUUAAGGGUAGAACUAGCAGUGGAUGACGCAGGAGCAUUGUUAGCAACUCUCAAAGUUUGA